AUGAGUGAGAUUGAGAAGUUUGACUUCAGCUUUCAUGCACAGGAUGAUCCCGAUUCGUGCAAAUUGAAUACUGCGAAAUGGAAAGCAAUUCUUGCCAACCACCCGAAAAUCGAGUUUGUAUGGCUGCAAUUCAUUCUAUUUGAAGGAACUACUCGAUUGAGGAUGAUACCCGUCUCAUACUUCACAAAGAUGAUCGAGAAGAACCGAAAUAUCAGCAUCUCAUCAGCAUACCUUCAUGCUCUUCGCAAUGAUGACAUUGCGGACGCUGCGGCGUCCACCGGCGCGAUGUAUCUGGCACCCGAUAUAUCCACUGCUUCCAUUACUUCUCAUGAGAAUUCGCGGGUUCGCAUCCUUGCAAAUCUGGUGAACCAAGAUAAAAGUCCGCGAGCCGAAUGUAUUCGCUCCAAGUUGUCCUGCCUGUCGGACAUCCUGUCCCACCUCCACGGCUUUUAUCUUCUCAUUGGAUAUGAAAUCGAGGUCGUCUUCUUUCGAAGAGAGGACAAGGAUGGCGCCGAACCUUUUGUAAACCACAAAUGUUCUGCAAUGACAUUCGAAAUGCGGUCAUUGUUGCCUAUGAUAGAAUCCAUCGUGAGGAAUUUUCAGGAAGAGCAAGUUCUGCUCGAACAGUACCACUCAGAGCUUUCUCCUGGGCAAUGGGAGUUCGUCCUCCAGCCCCAACAGCCCUUAAAAGCUGUUGAUACUCUUGUUCGCGCUCGGGAUAUCAUCUCUAGGAUGGCAGAAGAGUUUGGAUAUCGCGCAACAUUACACCCUCGACCAUUCCCUGAAAAUAUUGGCACGGGGGCCCAUAUACAUCUUUCGGUCAACUCUAUUGGCUCGUCGUCGCCCCCGGAGGCACAAUACUCGGACCCAUUUUUUGCGGGUAUCAUCAAUCAUCUUCCAUCUCUAAUGGCAUUUUGCCUUCCGCUCAACGUGUCUUACGGGAGGCUGGCGACCGGACUUUGGAGUGGGGGGAAUUUGUGA
This is a messenger RNA of Penicillium canescens, 981 nucleotides long. RefSeq names its product FluG family protein. The coding region runs from base 1 to 981 and encodes 326 amino acids. NCBI's taxonomy places the organism in Eukaryota, Fungi, Ascomycota, Eurotiomycetes, Eurotiales, Aspergillaceae. The record is from RefSeq and is a predicted model, not a curated record. The transcript has a single exon. Gene Ontology annotation, molecular function: glutamine synthetase activity.